Molecule: messenger RNA, 915 nt
Organism: Auanema sp. JU1783
Lineage: Eukaryota; Metazoa; Nematoda; Chromadorea; Rhabditida; Rhabditidae
Source: the annotation of a GenBank genome assembly
CUGCGUGUUCGAAAAAUGACGCACGCAGUAAGAGAAAGAUUCCAAUUAGGACAAAAUAUUGAAACUUAUGUGUUUCUCGAUUUCGGAACUACAGGGUUUUACCCUGAAGAUGAUCAAUCCAACAAGAGUCCCAUACCAAACGUUGUGGAUCCGAGAAUCGUUGAAAUUGGUAUGGUAGCCGUGGAAAGAAGUGAUUUCGAAGAAGCAGUCACGAAGAUCGAAAAAAAAGAGGAUUUCGAAUCCAUCGCCGCCGUUUUCACAUGCCCUGUAAAUCAUGGGCUUACAGGAGAUGAAUUGGAUGAACAUCUACUUCGAAUCCAGCCAGCACAGGAAGUGCAUACGUUUUCGGAGGAAAAAUGUUUUGGAGAAGAAUGGUCUGACGUCAAACUUUUCUUGGAUGGACUUAAAAAACCUAUCUGCUUUGUGGCUCUCGGUGGCUCAGAGUUCCACUUUCGCGUGUUGCUAUCAGAGCUGCAAAGAGCUCAUAUAGAUUUGCAAGAAAGCUUAAAAAAUUGCUUCUUCGCCGACAGCAUAUCUGCUUUCACAAUAACCGACCAUGUUUACUACCACCGCAUAAAGGAUAUGGAUACAACGAAUUCCAUCAACCAGAAAAAACAGUUGAAAUCCGAAGAUCCUUUCCAAGAUUUGGAAAUCAACAACUGGCCGUUUGCUAUCAAAGCUCGUUUUCAACCUUGUUUCAUACGGAAAGAUGACGGUGAUUGGAGCUUCAGUGAGAGCUCAUACAAAAAAGUCAAAAAGAGCUACAAGAUAGAAGUUCUCUACCAAUCUAUCUUCGGCGAGUCAUUCAGUGCUCACAACACUGUUGACAACUGUAAAGCAGUAUUGAAGCUAUGCUUGGCAUUCAAUACUGCUGCUUAUUUUGACAAAUCGUCAGGGCGGCUUGUUGACCUGUAA